AGGCACGCACAGCACAGCACAGCACAGAGGAAGAUCUAAGCGCCGCGCCGCGCCGCGGCGAACAGUGAUGGUGAAGAACACAAGCAAUGGCGUCGCCACCGCGACCGCCUUCUCGGACGACAAGGCCAGGCCGGAGAGCGGCGGUGUAGGUGGCAAGUCGGCGGCGAGGCCGUACAAGGGGGUGCGGAUGCGGAGCUGGGGAUCGUGGGUGUCGGAGAUCAGGGCGCCCAACCAGAAGCGCCGGAUCUGGCUCGGCUCCUACGCCACGCCCGAGGCCGCCGCCCGCGCCUACGACGCCGCGCUGCUCUGCCUCAAGGGCUCCGACGCCGUCCUCAACUUCCCCGCCUCCUCGUCGCCGACCUCCUCCUCCUCCUCCCCGCACCACCACGUCGAUACUACUCGACACUCGGACCCGGCGGCGUCGUCGGGCGCCAUGUCACCGAGGUCCAUCCAACGCGCGGCGGCCGCGGCCGCCGCGGCAUUCGACGCGGGCCUCAUCAGCGCCAGCGUCGACGACAGGUGCUCUUCCUCCAGCGCCGGCGCAACGACGCCGACGUCCACCUCGCUGUCCACGCUGUGCAGCGCCGAUCACGUCCGGGAGCACGCGACCACGUCGUCGCCCGCCACGGCCAGCGCCGGCUCGCCGCCCGAGGGGGAGGAGCUGUGGACGGACCUGGACGCGUUCGCCUCGCCCAAGUUCAUGGAUCUGGUGUCCGCCGGCGCCGCGCCGUUCUCGUCGACGUGGGAGGACCCCGAGGACGACGGCGAUGUGAUGAGGCUUUGGAGCUUCUGCUAAAGUCUAUUGGGAGAUCAUAUCAAGCCCUGUGCAAAUGUGCAUGCAUACAAUGUUCCAUGAUUUUUCUUCUCCAUGUCAGCAUUGCAAGCUAGGUUCAUGCACGCCUAGCUUCUACCAAAGAUUCUUUUGUUUUUUUAAUAAGAUCAAAAAGAUAAAUUAUUUUUUGUA
This is a messenger RNA of Setaria italica (foxtail millet), 964 nucleotides long. RefSeq names its product ethylene-responsive transcription factor ERF014. Gene Ontology annotation, molecular function: DNA binding; DNA-binding transcription factor activity. The transcript has a single exon. Lineage: Eukaryota; Viridiplantae; Streptophyta; Magnoliopsida; Poales; Poaceae. Gene Ontology annotation, biological process: regulation of DNA-templated transcription. The coding region runs from base 68 to 796 and encodes 242 amino acids. The record is from RefSeq and is a predicted model, not a curated record.